Messenger RNA from Sparassis crispa, 1014 nucleotides. RefSeq lists its product as hypothetical. Gene Ontology annotation, molecular function: oxidoreductase activity. Bases 1 to 1014 code for a protein of 337 amino acids. Lineage: Eukaryota; Fungi; Basidiomycota; Agaricomycetes; Polyporales; Sparassidaceae. The record is from RefSeq and is a predicted model, not a curated record. The transcript is spliced from 4 exons.
AUGAGAGCGAUUGUCUGCCCCCGCGUGCCGAUUGCGCCUUCCGAACUCGUCUACACGACCACUCACCCGACGCCGCAGCCGAAGGCGGGCCAUGUCCUCAUCCGAGUGAAGGCGUACGGGCUGAACCGCUCUGAGCUCUUCACACGCCAGGGCCAUUCGCCCGGCAUCCAGUUCCCGCGCGUGCUCGGCAUUGAGUGCGUUGGGCUCGUGAAGGAUGCGGGCGGAGGGAGCCACUGGAAGGAGGGUGAUGUGGUGGCUGCCAUCAUGGGUGGGAUGGGCCGUCUGUUCGACGGUGGAUACGCCGAGUACGCCCUCAUCCCGCACACAUCUGUCUCUCCACCGAUCAAGUUGCCGGAAGGCAUGGGAUGGGCCGAGUUUGGCGCAAUUCCGGAGACAUUCUUGACCGCUUGGGGCACUCUCAGCGAGUCCCUCCACCUCCGUCCCACAGACACCCUGCUCGUCCGCGGUGGUACGACCAGCGUGGGACUGGCCUGUGCCGGGCUCGCUAAAUCCGCUCUCUUCAGUACGGACCGCAAGCCUACCGUGAUCAGCACGACGCGCAACAAGGCUAAGGUUGACGCGGUCAAGGCAUCAGGUGCCGAUGUCGUCCUCAUCGACACCGCAAACUCAGUCGAAAAACAGGUCAUGCAGGCUACGGGCGGGCACGGCGCAGACAAGUGUGUCGAACUCGUUGGGGGAACGACCAUUAGCGACUCGGGCGCCAGCCUCGCUCCGGACGGUGUCGUGUCGUUCGUCGGCUGCGUGUCUGGCGAGUGGACGAUCAAGGAUUUCGAUCCGAUGACGGUUUUGGCCCCUAGGAAGCAUUUGACAUUAUACAGUUCGCACGGGCUGGACAUCUCCAAAGCUCCGCUGCAGUGGAUUGUCGAUGCCGUUGCACGUGGGGAGCUGAGCCUCGGGCUCGACAAGGUGUACAAGAUGGAGCAGACCGGCGAGGCUCACGCGUAUAUGGAAGCGAACGCGGCGUCUGGAAAAAUAGUGUGUCUGGUCGAUUAA